This is a messenger RNA of Hemibagrus wyckioides, 1364 nucleotides long. RefSeq lists its product as uncharacterized. NCBI's taxonomy places the organism in Eukaryota, Metazoa, Chordata, Actinopteri, Siluriformes, Bagridae. The record is from RefSeq and is a predicted model, not a curated record. The coding region runs from base 249 to 1181 and encodes 310 amino acids. The transcript has 8 exons.
CCAACCUCAUCACAGAUCUUCUGCACUUCUUCAUUGGCGUCCUUCGCCUCGGUGGUCCCUCCGCACAACAAAGGCAUCUUCUCUGUCUGGAAGUAGAAGUAGAUGGAAUAGUUUGGUCUAAUGUUCCCCAAGCUCUCCUGAAGUCAGCAGACGCGCGGAAUAUAACCCCUGAUGCCACUCCCAAAAAUGAUCUGACAGGAAAUACGUGCCAAACAAAACAACGACCAAAAAUCAAUACCUGCACAAUAAUGGGAGCCCAUAGCAUCACCCGUAUAGCUGUUAUAGUAAUCUCGGUUGUGGUCUAUAUAGCCGGGAUCACGUUUAACAUCCUCUCUGCACGAGGGACGGGUCCUUUCUUGAAGACGACCGCGAACAUCUCUGACACAUACAACACACAAAUCACUCCGUCCGGAUGGACCUUCUCGAUCUGGGGUGUCAUCUAUUUCUGGUUAACUGCAAUGCUUAUCUACAUUGUGUCUACUAUAUUCAGAAGGAAUGCUUUCGGACCGAUGUAUUGCAGCCACUCGGUUUUGACGUACGGCUUUUUCAUCUGCUGGAUCCUGAAUGUUCUGUUUAACAUUAGCUGGCUUCUGCUGUGGGACAGAGAGGUGAUGAUCGCAGCAUUGAUCUUUCUUGCUUUUGUUGCCUUCACAAACUACACAAUGAUUUUUUUCUCCUGUCGUGGUCUUAAAGAAAACAGCGCCUGGUUAUACAAGUAUCACAACAAGGAUCUCUGGUGCAUUCGUAUUCUGGUUCAGAACGGCCUGGCCGUGUACGCGACGUGGACAUCCAUCGCUACGCUGAUUAACUUGACCAUAGUGGUGAGCUACAAUGCUGGAAUGAGCAAAUCAGAUGCAGCGACGCUGUCACUCUCACUGCUUUUAGCAGAGGUCCUUAUUUGGUUUGUUCUGGAGAACAGUUUGCUUGACAAGCACGUACGCUACAUCCUCACCGUCUACCCCGUCAUCAUCGUCGCCUUAUCCGGAAACAUGACCAAGAAUUUUGAUGCUUCAGCUCCUGGAAUCAACAGUGUGUUUACAGCCUCGCUGCUGGCUUUAGCCUGUGUGCUGUUUGCAGUAAAAGUGUGUUUGGUCGUCUGGAGGCACAUAAAACAUCCUCUUUAUAGCGACACACACACACAGGAAGUCACUUCACAGAUGGAGAGUGCUUCAAAGCAGUAACCUCUCUUAACAAGCGCAGUAAAUCUGCACCUGCACCAAUUGCUAUUAUAUAUAAAUGAAAUUUUAAUUCGGAAUAAUGUAAUGAUAUUUGAAUGAUUUGUGUAAUUGUGAAGCUGUUAAAGCACCCUGAAACACAUAUGAUAUCUAUCUAUCUAUCUAUCUAUCUAUCUAUCUAUCUAUCUA